AUGGUAUCAAUAGCAGUAGGAUUGCAAUUGGUAUUACGAGAAGCUCAGAUUUCAUUCGUCCGAUCAAGGGCUAUUGCAGCAUUCGAAUCAUUUGAUCCCGACGAUAAGCCUAAACAGAGAGCCGAGACCGGAGAGCGAGAGAAGACAAUUGAAGGCGAAAAAUGUGCCAGUCCUCGCGGCAAAGUUAAGAGGUAUCCAGAGGAUUCCGCCCAUUUCGAGUCCUUCAACAUCGGUUCUCAGUGUGGGAAUUUAGCGAGGGGAUAUUGGUGCAAAGAGGUGUGCAAAGAGGCGGCGUAUAAAAAGUACAUUAUUCUUGACGAGCAGUCAAUCUACCGGAAUUCGUUAGUAGCAUUUGGAGCUAUUCACUUACGCUUUCCAGUGGUUAAUUUUAUUGUGCGGCUACAAGCGAGAGCCUCAUGCGCAAGGCUGACAGGCGAACUCACCGGUCUGAGGCUCUCGGAAAACCUCGAGCUGCAACCAAAGCGACGCAUCAAUGAUUUCGAAGAAGAAACUGAAGGGCACUUAGGCGGCUGA
Molecule: messenger RNA, 534 nt
Organism: Lindgomyces ingoldianus
Lineage: Eukaryota; Fungi; Ascomycota; Dothideomycetes; Pleosporales; Lindgomycetaceae
Exons: 5
Coding region: 1-534 (177 amino acids)
Source: RefSeq, a predicted model, not a curated record